AUGUCCGCUUCAUCAUUCACGACUUUGGCCCUGACCCCGGAUCCAAGUUUCAAUUGGUUCUUUCUUCUCCAAAUAAUCGUGUCUUGUAUCCUGGUCCUUUUCUUCCUACUCUAUUUUAAUCGACUCUUUGCGACCCUUUUAUCGUACGGCAUACGGGCCUAUACAUGGCAUUACUACCGCGCCUAUGUCGACAUAAACGCGCUCCAGAUAUCCCUUAUUGGAGGGAGGGUCUUCUUUAAGGGCAUUCGAUAUCACGGGGUGAACGAGACGAUCUUCAUACAUGGAGGAUUUAUCACCUGGAAUUUCUGGAAGCAUGCGGUGAGGCGUACGAAUCUCUCGUGUUUCAAAUCCACGACCUGGACAGGAUUCCAACAACCGGGAGAUGCUGAAGAUGGCGGCAGCAAGGAUGGUAGCAGUGGCGAGAAAGGAGGGAUCGACUGCCCCGCUAAUCUUCCUUGUCGCAUCACGACUAAACUUUACGGACUAGAAUGGUUUAUAUAUAAUCGGACACCGGCUUAUGAUGGCAUUCUCGCUGGGUUCAACCGCGCAGAACCAGCGCAAUCACCUGGUUCUCAAAGCGCCUCGUCAGACGCUAGUUUGAAGGACAACCCGCCUACCGCCACCUUCUCAAAUGAGAGGCCAUCAGAUCGCGUACCUGCAGCUGAUGGUGACACUGCCCAUAGUGAGGUAAAGGAUGGUAGACGGUAUUCCCAACAAGGCGAUGCCUCCGGGCAGGAGAUAGGGUCAUGCUUGCCUAGCUUGCUCCAAAUUUUGCCGCUGAAAAUUGAUUGUGACAAGGGCGCGAUAGUCAUGGGGAAUGAAAACACAAGAUCUGUCCUGACUACAACAUUCGACUCUGGGACUGGUUUAAUCGAGGCUUGUUCAGCCGCCAGCUCACUUGAUAUUUACCGGCAAGUGUUUAGCUUCAAGUUUUACCAUCCAGUUGUGCAAAUGAGGCCCAAUCCAGAUUACAAACAGACUCAACUAGCUGCUGCGCAAGGGCUAAGCACAACACGGGAGGAGGAACCUGGAACAAAAAGGAAAAGAGACACCAUAUUCAACUACCAGUUCCAGAAACGUAGGGUUUGGCAUAGUAUCCGCGAUCUCAUUCCAUAUUUUCAGACCUCGGUCGAAUCUUUCCACAUAUCUGACAAGCGUGCUGGCACAAACCCACGGAAUACGAUCAAUGCUAACCGUGAUUCCCACUGGGUUGGACUUUCCCGUUACUUAGACCAGGGCAGUCAAGAUGACCAUUCCGAAUGGGACGCCAUAGAAUAUGGCAGGUUUUCCACGAUUUUGGAUAGCCCCGGCAUGACUGUCAUAUAUUUUUGGGAUAUCCCCGGGGACGUGAGAUCACAUUCCAUUUCUGAAGGUGCCCCACACGCGACAUCUCAGGAUAUCAAUGGCGCUCCUCCGCCGGAAUGGGGUAUUGACGUGAAAAUUGACGGUGGGCUUAUUAACUACGGGCCAUGGGCUGAUAGGGAACGUGUUGGACUACAAAACAUUUUUUUCCCAAAUGCCUACCGAAAUUCCCAACCUGCGGAACCCCUGCACCCAGGUGAACCAAGACAAAGCUCAAUCUUUAGGUUCCGCGUUGAAUUCGAUCAAGAAACCAUCCUUCGCAUCCCCACACGUGAACCGUCCAAAGAUUGGCAGUGGAAAGGACGUGGGGAUGCAGUACGAGGCGCAUCCAAAUUGAAGAAGCAACAACGCGGAAAGCAGACACGAGCUGCGGAAGGCGAGAAAGGCAACAUUGGACCCGAUAUUCGCCCCUUUGGGUGGUUUUCACUUCGUAUCGCUGACAACUCAACUAUCAACUAUACCAUGGAUAUGGCGGCGGGGAAGUCGGGAUUUGCAAGUCAGCUUGAUAUUGACAUUCGUGAUUCGAAGAUGUCGUCGAGUGUCAACCAUGCUCUAUUGUGGACCUGUCCAAGGCAACUCAUUACUUGUGACCUAUCAGUUCCACUCUCUUGGAAAACGCUCCGUGCUUGGAAAUUUGACGUCAAGAAUCAUGACAUGGAGCUCUUUCUGCUGAGGGACCAUAUAUUCCUUUUAACAGACCUAAUCACAGAUUGGGGCUCCGGCCCUUCAUCGGAUUACUACACCUUUGUUCCCUUCAUCUACCGUUUGAGUCUGUCUUUUACGAACAUCCAGCUUUUCAUCAACGUCAACGACUCGAACAUCGUCAGCGACCCUACCGACCUCGGUGAUAACCGGUUACUUGCUAUCAAGGGCAUGGAGCUAAGUUCGGAUAUUGUUAUUCCACUGGACAAAUUCUGCGCAGAGCAAAAUGCUGUAGACUUCAAUGUCUCUCUUCGAAAGGCGGAAAUUGACUUCAUAGCCCCAAUGUGGGACACGCUGCACACGUUCUUGAAGAACAAAACAACAGCUGCCUUGGAUACCCUGACAAUCGAUGGCACCUACAACUACUUUCUUUCCACAUCCUCUGAGCUAACGGAUACUUUACUGCUCAACCUGCAUGGAAUGUCUCCGAAACUCUACCUGUUUGGGUUUCUUAUCAAGUCAUUCAUGACCGUGAAAGAGAAUUAUUUUGGCGAAGAUGUGCAUUUCAAGACCCUGGAGGAGUACCAAGAGGUCGCAUACGCUGGGGAUGCUUCCGCAGCACACAAUGGGAUCAAUCCAAACAAGAAAACGAAUGAUCUAGAUGUUGUUUUGCAUGUCACGGUUGACAAUCCUUGUGCUCUUCUACCAGAGAACUUGUAUGACGAUCAUAAUUACGUGAGACUCACUGCCCCUUGUCUAGAUAUCGACUUGAGAUUUACGAACUACUACAUGGACUUGCAAUUUUCACUUGCUCCGUUGAGAGCUGCAUUGGAAUCACACGUGAAGGAAGAGUGUCCCAUAAUAUCGGACACUCAAUUAUUUAUCGAUGGUGCUUCGGUAUAUGGGCAUCGUAUUUUUGGCCUCCCUCCUGCGGAACCAACUUACGUUUGCAAUUGGGACUUUGACAUCGGGAGAAUAGUUGGUGAAUGCUCUCCCAAGUUUUUAUCGUCGUUGGGUAGUGCGUUACAGAGUUUCGAUUUUUCCUUUGACAACGAGGAGAAUGCUCUUCCGCCUCUUGUCCCAAUUGCUCUCCACGAUGUGACAUUCUUACGGGCUCAGAUUUCUUUGGUUCAUAUUUCCGUUCUCAUGGACAAGGAGGCCCUUAUACUGAAGUCCGGGACAGUGACGACGAAGUUUAAUGACUGGGCAAAUGCUAAGUUCACAAAGCGUAUGGGGCUGCUUGUUCCUGACCUAUCAGUUGCCACAAUCGACCGCACCUCUAUUGGCAAAUCUGGCAACGCUGAUGUCCUUCCGCAAGCUUUGAUUCAAACUUCCAUAAGCCUGAAGAUGGUGCAACGGAAAAAUGACAUUGUUGAUGACCGGAAACUCCAACAAGAUCAUAUUAGAGUCCACGACCAGAGAACCCAACGAACACCAUGGCUACUUUUUGACUGGGACGACAUUGAACAGGAUUUUCGAUAUCCGGAUCAGGAUAUGACACCCGGGCCCACUAUCGCCAUACCAACGAUGCCUGAACCUCUAUUCAAAGAUUCUGGAUUGCUGGGUCUAUCACCGGAAGCUUAUGCUCAGGACAGAAGCGGCCCAAGGAGCUUCCUUCUGCAUUCAGACGCAUCAAGCAGCGGGAACAGAGUAAGAAGAGGGACAGCUAGUAUGAACGAAACCCGGAGUGUGUCGUCUUCCAUACGCCGAUAUCAGGGAUAUACUAGACAGGGUAGGGACGAGACAGACCAUAGUUCACCCCGAUAUGGGGAAAGCGCUUCCGAAAAGAUGCCUCGGAAUAAUGCAAGCGCCUGGAGCAUCCCUGAAUUUACUCUCCAUCUCAUGAAAUUGAACACGUCUCGACUGCCUCCCAGUCAAGUGUCAGAUGCCCGCACUUCCAAAGCUGACCGUAUGGCACCGAACUUUGACCAUCGAUCUUCACCGUUUGAAAACGACAAUACAACUCAUACUAACUUUAUCGUUGAAUUACACAAGGGAGUAAGGGGCAUUUGCACACCAAGAUUUCUAUUCCUACUUUCGGAAUUACUCGAUUCUCUUGAGCUUCGACAUCCGGUUGAAAUGAUUGAUUCGCUGCAGAAAGACAUCAUAUCAGAUAUAAUAACCUCCGAGAAAUCUUUAAAAAGACCGAAGAAAGCUACGAGUUUCUCUGUUCAAGCUCCAGCGAUCUCAAUGAAAUUAGUCAACAACUCUGAAUCUUCCGAUGACCACGAAGCCAAUUUUAGAGACGAAUACAUACUGGAAGUUUCUCGCCUGAACACCCAGUUUAGAACAAGAAUCGAACGAAAAAAGGGGGAUCUUUCUGCGGGUAUCACCAAAACUAUCACUGCGCAUGCGGCCGCUGAAAGUUUAUCGAUAUCAGUCGAAAGUAGCCAAAUUGACCAAUACCGGCAGAAAUCUCAAGUCAGCUGUCUCUUGGGAGACGUGAAUUUCUGGAUUGUGACCUUGCCCAUGACGAGAUCAAGCUUGCAGGUUCGUGCGUUUGAUACAGUCACCUCCACCAAGUCCGUUGAACAGCUCGCCUACCUUGUUCGGCGCACAACCACCAUGCUUGACUCUGCAACAUCCGGGUUUAAGAGUAACUCCACACGUCGACAUAAAAGAUUGCGCUUCCUAAUGUAUCACCUUACGCAAUCUGCUGCACAUAUACCGGAUCCUGCAUUCUUGACUCGCGUUUCUUAUAUGCUUAGAAUUGCCUCUGGACAUUUACGACACCACGAUUCUUGGAAGAUCCUCUCUCGUAUCCGAAACGUCUUUAACAACCUCUCAGCCAAGCAACAAAGAGAAUUGGUCGACCAGUGCAUGUUAGAUGACAUUACACUGCUCCCAAAUGCGAAGAGUGUCGUUCUCUCUGGCUUUGAUCAGUGGCGAGCUUGGGAUCUAGCUCACGUCGAAAAGAGCUACGUGAUGCGACGAAUAUGGGACUCACUUGAUACAACAACCUCUGGAGGCACCUCGCCGACGGCUUGUUUUUCCUCUACAGUCAAAUUAUUUCGUUUCUCUAUUGAUCCUGGACCGAGAGAGAGCGAUUUUGUCGUCCAGGAUCUAUCCUCGGUCAUCACAUCUAGUAUCCGAAAAGACCAGCAAAUGAGCCCUGUGCUGAAGUCGGACUCUCUGGUCACUGUGGAGUCUUACUGCUCUUCGAUUAAUCUUCACCUUAGGUGGGAGAUUCUAGAUCUGGUGGAGGGGCUAGUGAAAGCCAUGUCUACCGUGACACUAGAAUCUGCAACUUCGGAUGAGCCCCCUGAGAGUGGGAUAGAAGAACAGGACGAGCUGCAGUUAAUCUUCGGUACAGAUUUAGGAGCUUUGAUUGUCGACGGUAUCAAUUUUAAACUGGCUGUCACUGGAAAAGCUCUCAGAAGUUCAGCCGUUUUAAAGCCCUUAGACAACCAGAACAAGAGCACCAGCCUGCUAAUUAGUUCUGGAACUUCGUCUGUGGACCUCUCCAGUCUCUCGAAGGUCAUGAUGCAAUGGAGAUUUACCGAUCCCCACGUCUACUGCUCUCGCACUACUGAGAAAACAGCGACUGAGAUGAAGCAUGAUUGGAAGGUCGUCUUGUCAAGCCGAAAACUAAGAUUUGACAUGAAUGAUGACCCGCUGGGCCUUGCUCAUAUGGCGGACCGUCUAAUAGAUGAUGAAGUUCAGUUCGUUCACCGACUCAUCAAGAACUUGAAAUUGCCGGAGCCCCAGUCUCCUACAAAGACUACAAUCCAGAAAUCCUCGCAGAAUAAGUUCCAGGUUGCGACAUUCCUGGAUGACUAUCGCUUAGCCCUAAGCAUCCUCCCAUCUCUGGCAUACGUUAUCUCUGGUGAUGUAGCAAGAGCCUCCAUCAUAUCUCGGCUUGAACCGAAAAUGGAAAUCGACUUCGACUUGAAACAGAACCGUCAUACUUUCCUCUCCAACGAGAGGGGAAACUGGCUACCCUUAGCGGAGCUUGUAAUCCCACCAAUCAACGGUCGAGUAAUGGCGAACAUAUCUCCAAACCGUACAGAAAUGGAGGCCGAUAUCACAAUUGAGCUGAUAGAGCUUCAGGCAAGCGCGGUGCGAAGCCUCCUUGGCGUCCUAACAAGGCCUGAAUUCUCGCACUUGAUCUCUGAUCUCAAACAAAACAUGGACUCCUUGGAACUGCACUCUCGGGAAGUGCUUGGCCUGGAUAGUACACCGUCGCAACACAAGGGCACAUCGGACUCGAUAUUUCUCUAUAGGGCCCGAACAACAAUGGCAGGCACGAAGAUACACGCAACUGCGCCUGGAUUAAACGGCAAAAAUUACUCGGCUGACAUGGGAUUCAAUCUUGGAAUGAUACGAAUGCGUCUUGACAAUGGCCUAGAAGCUGGCUACCCGAUGGAGUACCCCGAAUUUCAGGUUGACACCUCCAAGAUAAGCUUUGAUUUGAGCAAGAAGGGCACUUUUAGUGUUCGUUCGUAUUGCAGUUUCGCCGUUGAUGCCAAGAUCAAAGGGACUUCUACGACCGAUGAAAAUGGAAAGUCCUUGCAAGCCUUCCACCUUACCAGCAAAAGCUGUGAUAUCGAACUUUUCCCCGAGGCGGCUGCACUUGUCGUGGAUGUAGCUGCUCAUCUUCAGGAACGGAUGAAAACCAUGGACCUCUCUCAUGAAGUCAAGCGUUUGAAGAAGCUACGACAUCGAGUUCAUUCCCAGACAAAAGCUCCAGAAAUCCCCACUGUCAAUAUGCCCGGUGAUGGCGCUCAUGGAGAUGACCUUUUUGGUGCCAUAUUCUCAUUCGCCCUUAAUAAUAUUCAGGUGGUUUGGAACAUGGCUACUUUCUCCCAGGACACGUCAAACCGCAGGCCUGAUGACAUGGUGUUCUCAAUCCAACGUGUCGAUUUGUCAAACAAGAAAACUACUGCUGCUAAGCUUCGGAUCGAGGAUGUCCAACUACAGAUGGUCCCUAUCUCAGGGGAUAGGAGGAAACGGUCUCUUAACUCCGCCUUACUACCUGAAUUGGUUUUUAAUGUUGCCUACUCUUCAAUGGCCAAAGACGUUCGUGUGGCCCUCCAAGCUGCGGGAAAAUCGUUAGAUAUACGAGCCACGUCUGAUUUCAUUUUGCCCGGAAACAUGAUACGGAACUCGAUUGCCUCCGCGGUCAAGACUAUCCGCGAUGCCAACACUAUCAGCAUGUCAAAACCGUCUGACGACAGUGUGAAACAGCGUUCUCUAUUUGGGAACAAACGUCUUCGCUCGGUUCUUGUAGACGUUGACUUUGCCGGGGCAAUUGUUUCCCUGCAAGGGAGGCAGAGUAACGACCAACAAACGCUUCUUUCAGCUACUUUGAAAGGAAAUAGACCAUCAGAGUCGAAGUACGGCCAGUCUGCCCGAGACGAUUAUUCAGCUACUGCAACAUUACGUGCACCCGGUGUUGCACUGAAGGUUCAAUUUGAGGAUGCUGCUCAUGAAGACUCCACGCUUAAUGCAGAAUUGAAGAUUGACGCGUCCACAAAUGUCUUAUACCCAAGCAUUGUGCCGUUGGUGAAGCAGGUGUCUGCCACAGUGAAAGAAGUCAUGGGUGAGCAGCAGUCAAAGCCUAGAAGACCCUCCAACACCACAAUGCUGCAGCCGCAAAAGCUUAUGCAGGAGACGCCCCUCGACGGCAAAGAUCCCGCCUCGGUACUGGGCCGCUGCAAGUUGAACCUUGGCCUUUUGAUUUGUAAACAAGAGUUCAGCUUGAGCUGCCAACCUAUCGCUCGAGUCGCUGCUACCGCGGGAUUUGAGAGUGUCUAUGUCGCAGUAAAUACCGUUCAAUCUGAUGAUGACGAACGGUUCCUCGCACUGUCAAUGGCAUUCAACGAUUUCAGAGCAUCCGCCAAACACGUAUACUCCAACGAGUCGACAGCAGGCUUUGAGGUGAACUCGAUAAUCAUGUCAUUGAUGAACAGCCGACAUUUAGGUAAAUCGAAAGGAAUCUCGGCCGCGCUACGAGUAAGCCCAAUGCAAGUCAUGCUCAACGCGAGGCAAGUCCAAGAUCUCCUACUGUUCCGUGAGAUCUGGGUGCCAGCAAAUGAGUCCUUGGAUUCGAGCCCAAGCUUCGAGCCACAGCCCACAGAGACACAGGCCUACAUCGUACAGCGCUAUCAGCAGUUAGCUUCGACACCGGCGUUCCCAUUGAACACCACUAUUGCGAUCGAAAAAGUGGCCAUUCAACUUGAUAUGGGAUCUACGUUAGGCAAGGCACAAUUUGCAAUUGAUGACCUAUGGCUGUCAUCGAGAAAGACAUCUGCUCGUGAGCAGAUCCUUUGUGUCGGCCUCAAAUCUGUAGGGAUCGAAAGCAAGGGUAGGCUCAGUGGCCUGGCUGAAUUUCAAACUAUCAGACUCCGUUCUUCUAUCAAUUGGCCGGAUGAUAAUUCAGACAUCAAGACACCUUUGAUACAGGCUUCGAUAUCUUUUGAUCAGCUUCAGAUUAAGGUGUCUUUUGAUUACCAGCCCUUCCUUAUUGCACACAUAGCAUCCUUUGACUUUUUGAUGUAUAAUGUCGAAGGAUCCUCUGAUGAUUCGAAUGAGAGACUGUUUAGUAUCCUCGACGGUGGACAGGUCCAGGUGUUCUGCACAACCUUGACUGCGUCACAAUCUCUUGCAUUAUUUCAGGCUUGGCAGAAGCUUAUGCAAGACAAACAAGCAGCUUAUGAAGCCUCACUGAGAGAGAUUGAAAGGUAUCUUCGUCGAAAAGGCUCUGUUUUCUCUGAUCGGACCGAAUUGUCGACUCACAAAGCGGCGAAGCGAACUGAAGAUAAAUCGGAGCUUGCCCCGAUUUCUCUGCAUACCGGUGUGGUCGUGACAAUCCAUGCAGUCCAUAUUGGAGUUUUCCCAAGCACAUUCUUUGACAACCAUGUUUUCAAGUUGGAAGCUCGCGAAGCCCAAGCUCGGUUCGACGUGUCGCUGGACAAAGGUAAAAUACAUAGCGCUUUGGGACUCACACUAGGACAAUUACGUGUCGCGCUUUCCCCCAUCUCUCGGUCUGACCCCGUGGCUGUUGAGCAACUGCUUGUCAACGAGACUGCCACCCGCGUGAUAGAAACCACUGGCGGAACGAUCCUCAAAGUUCCCCGAGUGGUGGCCGGCAUGGAAACGUGGCAAGGACCAGGGUCUACGCAAAUUGAGUAUGUUUUCCGCAGCAGCUUUGAAGGUAAAGUCGACGUUGGUUGGAACUACGCACGCAUCAGUUUCAUCCGCGAUAUGUGGGAGGCUCACUCUCGUGCAUUGACUUCACGACUAGGCAAGCCGCUUCCGCCAUCGGCCGUUCGCAUUACAGGAGGCCUGAAUGCAGAAGGUGGCGGGGAUAAGAGUGAACAGCAAGAAAAGAUUACUGCGGUUGUCAAUGUGCCGCAAUCCAAAUACAAGUAUGUGGCAAUGGAGCCGCCGGUGAUCGAGACCCCACAACUGCGUGAUAUGGGCGAGGCGACACCGCCGCUAGAGUGGAUUGGCCUUCAACGAGAGAAGCUUCCGAAUGUUACGCACCAGAUCAUCAUUGUGACUUUGUUGGAGAUAGCCAAGGAGGUCGAGGACGCCUAUGCUAAGAUACUGUGGUCCUCUUAA
This is a messenger RNA of Aspergillus versicolor CBS 583.65, 9570 nucleotides long. Its product is annotated as putative fermentation associated protein (Csf1). Gene Ontology annotation, biological process: fermentation. NCBI's taxonomy places the organism in Eukaryota, Fungi, Ascomycota, Eurotiomycetes, Eurotiales, Aspergillaceae. The coding region runs from base 1 to 9570 and encodes 3189 amino acids. The record is from RefSeq and is a predicted model, not a curated record. Gene Ontology annotation, cellular component: membrane. The transcript has 3 exons.